Molecule: messenger RNA, 1071 nt
Organism: Culicoides brevitarsis
Lineage: Eukaryota; Metazoa; Arthropoda; Insecta; Diptera; Ceratopogonidae
Product: pyrimidodiazepine synthase-like
Exons: 4
Coding region: 111-872 (253 amino acids)
Biological process (GO): glutathione metabolic process
Cellular component (GO): cytoplasm
Molecular function (GO): glutathione dehydrogenase (ascorbate) activity; glutathione transferase activity
Source: RefSeq, a predicted model, not a curated record
UCAACCGGUUUCGAAAUUCCUGGAAGGAAAUCGCGUAUUUAUUGGAUUUUGUGUGAGAAUUGCUCGCAAAAAAUUAUUUUUGCCGUGAAAAGUUGGAAAAAUCCACGAAAAUGAACAACGGAAAGCAUUAUUCUAAAGGUUCAUCGAUGCCGCAACUCCCGAAAGAUAACAAGUUGGUGUUGUAUUCCAUGCGUUUUUGUCCCUUUGCUCAACGAGUUCACCUGGUUUUGGAUGCCAAGAACAUCCCGUAUCACACUGUUUACAUCAAUCUCACCGAAAAACCCGAAUGGCUCGUCCAAAAAUCGCCUCUGAUGAAGGUGCCAGCCUUGGAAAUCCCCGGAGAAGCAGAGCCUUUGAUCGAAUCUCUCGUAAUUUGCGAUUAUUUGGACGAAAAAUACCCCCAAGUGAAGUUACAUUCCACGGAUCCGCUGAGAAAAGCCCGCGACAAGAUCCUAAUUGAGCGAUUUUCAUCCGUAAUUGGGCCAAUGUAUCAAAUUUACACGUUUUCGGCGAGCGAUGUCACGGAUGCCGUACGUCAAGUUGCCACCGGAUUGCAAUUGUACGAAGAUGAGUUGCGAAAACGCGGCACAAAGUUCUUCGGGGGCAACGACAGACCCGGCAUGGUGGAUUUAAUGUUGUGGCCAUGGACCGAAAGAUCGCACAUUAUCACUCUUAUCAGCGAUAAGUACGAAUUGGAUACCGAAAGAUUCGCAAAAUUGAUUAAAUGGCGCGACGACAUGGCAAACGACCCCGCAGUCAAAGGAAGUUUCUUAUCCGCCGAAAAUCACUUGAAAUUCUUGGAAACUCGUCGCACGGGAAGUCCCAACUACGAUAUUUUGGUAAACCAAGCGAAGAAAAUGCGAACUUCGUAAGAGUUUGUUACGGGAAAUGACAAAAAUUGGCAAAAAUCUAUUGCAAAAAAAAAUCCAGACAAUUUCUUCCACUAACGAAUUCUUUGAAAAAAAUUGCACUAACCCCCUCCUUUUAUGUAAGCGUCCUUAAAGUCAAUAUUCAUUAUUGAGUUGUCCUAUAAUCAAAAAACUAUUGAAUGAAUAAAGUUUAUAGAUUUAA